Molecule: messenger RNA, 1109 nt
Organism: Austrofundulus limnaeus
Lineage: Eukaryota; Metazoa; Chordata; Actinopteri; Cyprinodontiformes; Rivulidae
Gene: dkk3a
Product: dickkopf WNT signaling pathway inhibitor 3a
Exons: 8
Coding region: 228-1013 (261 amino acids)
Biological process (GO): negative regulation of canonical Wnt signaling pathway; multicellular organism development
Cellular component (GO): extracellular region
Molecular function (GO): co-receptor binding; receptor antagonist activity
Source: RefSeq, a predicted model, not a curated record
AGACGGCAUUAAAAGUUUCCAUACAUGAAAACAAAAUGAAUAGUACCUGUACUGCGGCAGUUUAAACUGCAGCUCGGACACGGACUGCAACUGCAAGUUUGAUGCGUAGAGAAGCAAGAAGCAGCAUUAGCAAUGUUAGCGGCGUUAGCCYUUUUGAUCUCAGGAUGGUGACGUCAUAACUGGAGCCCAGCACCACCAGCAGCAGCAGCAGGACCGUCAGCUGAAGCAUGAUGCGAUCUGCCCUGAUAGUUUUGGCUCUGACAGCUGCAGCCUGCCAUGGCAUCCUCCCUGAGAUAGUGGACUGGGGGAUCAAUCACAUCGUGGAGGGACCAUCCGAACUGGACCGCUCGUCUGUGGAGCAACGGCCGGUGGACCCGCAGCUAAAGCCAGAGGAUGCGUUUCCCCAAGUAAACAAGAGCUCUCAUCACAAUGACCUUCAUCUGCGUCAUCAGAAUGAAACUGUGUCUGAUAAGAAAUCAAACAUUACUUCAGCUGUCCCAGACUCUGACCUGGAGAAUGAUAUUGAUCAUGGAUGCAGCACUGAUGAUGACUGUGAUGAAGGAAAAUACUGCUUUUCUGARGCACAGAAUUCCAAGUGUCGACCAUGUAAAGAAACUGAUGUGUCUUGUWCUAAAGAUGCUGAGUGCUGUAGCGAGCAGCUGUGUGUUUGGGGUCAGUGCAGCCAAAAUGCAACAAAAGGAGAAGCUGGCAGCACUUGUCAGCAGCAGACCGACUGCAGCCCUGAUCUCUGCUGUGCUUUUCAUAAAGCCCUGUCCAUCCCUGUUUGCUUGGCCAAACCCAUGGAACGCGAGCGCUGCUACGGUGACUCCAACCACCUGAUGGAGCUGUUGUCCUGGGACGUCCAGGACAGGAGGCCCAGGAAACACUGUCCCUGUGCSGGAGAUCUUCAGUGUCAGCACCUGGGGCGGGGGUCCAUGUGCCUGAAGGGAGAGGACUCGGGUGAAGAGGACCUGACAGACUCACUGUACUCAGAGAUUGAUUACAUACUUUAAGAGAUUUAGUGGACUUUUUUCUUUUGAGAAACAUUGCACUUUUGCCACUUAAUGUAUAGUUGUCACAUUUUAGAGCAUAAAAAAUAGAUGAAAAUA